Molecule: messenger RNA, 1684 nt
Organism: Rhincodon typus (whale shark)
Lineage: Eukaryota; Metazoa; Chordata; Chondrichthyes; Orectolobiformes; Rhincodontidae
Gene: gpx2
Product: glutathione peroxidase 2
Exons: 2
Biological process (GO): response to oxidative stress
Molecular function (GO): glutathione peroxidase activity
Source: RefSeq, a predicted model, not a curated record
GGAGUGUUCCAGUUUCUGGAAAGGGCGGGGUUGAAGAUUAGCUUUCUGCAUAGUCAUUGCUUAGAGACAGGACUCUUUUUGUACUUGUGGUCAGGUGGUUGUUAUAUCCGCCGUUGUAUGAGAUUUCUCUUUCAGAGAGUCUGUCGUCAGUCAUUCUGUAACAUGGCUCAGAGCGUCAAGUCGUUUUACGACCUCAGCGCCGUCACUCUGGACGGGGAGAAGCUGGAUUUCAAUGUCUUCAGGGGCAGGGUAGUCCUGAUCGAGAACGUGGCCUCUCUCUGAGGCACGACCACAAGGGAUUUCACCCAACUCAACGAGCUUCAGAACCGGUACCCGAACCGUUUCGUUGUACUGGGCUUCCCUUGUAACCAAUUCGGGCAUCAGGAAAACUGUCAUAAUGAGGAGAUACUCAAUUCUCUGAAGUAUGUCCGUCCUGGUGGUGGUUUUGAGCCCAAUUUCACCAUGCUCCAGAAGGUUGAGGUCAAUGGUGCUGGCACACACCCUGUCUUUGCAUUUCUGAAGGAGAAGUUGCCCCUUCCUUCGGAUGAUGCUACGUCCUUGAUGAAAGAUCCCCAAUUCAUCACCUGGAGCCCAGUCUGCCGAUCAGAUGUCUCUUGGAAUUUUGAAAAAUUUCUCAUUGGCCCUGAAGGAGAGCCUUUCAAACGCUACAGCAAAAUGUUCCAAACCAUCCAGUUGGAACCUGACAUCAAAAGGCUUUUGAAAAUUGCCAAGUAAAGAAUCCAAGUUUAGUGGAAAAAGCAAGGAGGCAGGGUUCUAUUUCCUUACACAUUACCUUCACUAAUGGGAAAACUGCAAUAACCUCUUGGUUGACUCCUAUCAAUUUGGACUCUAAAUACAGAAUUUUUCUACAAUCCACAAAAUUUUAAAAGAUGUUCUAAGAUCUUUAGCCCAAUCAUUUGAGCUCCUUGCAUAGCUUCCUGUUGUCUUGUCUGCCUUUGAAAUUAGUCCAUUGUCGUCUCAUUUUCAUCUUUGUAUAUCUCAGCUUGCUACUUGAGCUUAUUUUUUUUUCCAAAAAGUAUCAUUCUAGUUGAAUGUUGUUUUUCCAACAUUUGGCAUUUGAUGUUUUUUUUUAAAUCCAUUAGUACAAAUAUUUUUCAAAAUGUUUAGUCUUUUUUUUUCUUCCAACAUGUUGUCAAUCUCACUGUCUAGGCAGCUGGAAAAUCAAUCUGAUUAGUAUUUGCCCUAAAGUGAAGAUAAUUUGAGAUUUAGUUUUGAGUUGAUGGGAUCUCCUGAAUGUAUUCUAUGUUUACUGAAAAUCUCACCUAUAAAAGCAAACAAGGCAGUUUUAGUGGAUUGAGUAACAACAGUAAUGUAAAACGUGACACCACUUUAAUAUCCCAGUGCUUCCAAUGAGUCAAUCAUCUGUUACACUUCAAAAUUGUUCUGCAUUAAGUUCCAAGAAGUGCCGAGGAUUUGCUUUUGUCUGAAUUUGUGGAUCUUAGAAAUAGGUCUUCUUCCUUUAGAAGUUUUUUUUAAAAACAGUCCUUCUGUUCUUCAGAACUUUAUUAAAUGAAGGCAUCCUCCUAAAUUCAAUAAGGAAGCUGCCAGAAAAACCAGGAAAGUUGCUGAAUUUUCAGAAUGUUUACUGUUUGGAAAUUUCUUGGGAGUGUAGAUUUUGUGAACGAGAAAUGAACAAUAAAAGAAUGUUCUGUUGAAAAUAAAA